Molecule: messenger RNA, 3645 nt
Organism: Pichia membranifaciens NRRL Y-2026
Lineage: Eukaryota; Fungi; Ascomycota; Pichiomycetes; Pichiales; Pichiaceae
Exons: 1
Coding region: 140-3508 (1122 amino acids)
Biological process (GO): protein catabolic process in the vacuole; cellular response to glucose starvation
Source: RefSeq, a predicted model, not a curated record
CCGUCUCUUCCGGCUGCAUCUCCAGGCGUCCGCCCGCUGUCUACACCACCGUGCAUCGGCACUGAAAAGAAGGGCAACCGCACCAACAAGUGCUCCUCUGCGCAGCUUCCGCCGCCACCCAGACUCAACACACAGCACCAUGUCCAAAGAGGUCUUCAACGAGGGCCCAACCACGUCGCAGCACGUGGAGUCCGUCGACGACAACCACUUCCAGAACACAACGUUCAAGCUGAAGCGGACCCGUUCGAUGGGCUUGCUCGACAACUUCAUCGUCGACCCCGCCGCUGCCGGCUCCGCAAACUCCUCCGGCUCGUCCUCCUCGUCCUCCUCCGGAGCCUCCUCCGGCUCUUUGCCCUCCUCCGCCAACACCAACCGAUCCACGCUCGGACGCAUCCAGCCCUCCAAGUUGACGGCGGGGACCUACAUACCCGAGGAGACGCUGACGAGGUUGAAUCUCAAGUCGCCCGCCUCCUCCACCAGCUGCUCCUCCCAUGCAGCUGGUAGUGGCAGCAACGCGGGCAACCUGUUCCGCUCCAGCAUCAUCAACAAGAAACUGGAAAACUCGCCACAGAGCUUCCAGAGCGAUGACUUCUCCGACGACCUCUACACCUCUGAAGACUCGCUAUCCUCGCCAGGAUCCUCUGUCCACAACCUAAACUCGACGUCCAAUAUCUGUUUGAUACCCAAGCACCAACAAAAGAGAUAUAACCAGCUCCACAGCCACGACUCUGAAGAAAACGGCUACUACUCCUCUGUAACGGACAGCCACAACAGCAAUAGCCAGCCUAUUUCUUCGAACCCAACUUCUUCCUCCCAGGACUUCACCGAUGUGUCCAACCUGUCAAAUAUGCUCCACGACGAUAUAGACGUCAAAGAUGCUCCUAAUGAACAUGUCGACUACUUAACUCACAAAUGGGCAGAAGACGAGAUAUCCAAGUCUUGGAAGUACGUCAUUUUAAGGAGGAAAAAUGUCGCAGACUCCGCAAGGUUAGAAAAUGCAUCAUGGAGAACAUGGGCUCAAACCAGGUUGGGCUUGAAAACCAUUUCCCCCGAAGACCUUAAUUGGUCAAAAGACUCAGAUGUUACCUGGCUAUAUGGGCCGGUCAUCAAAUCUUCAAAUUCAAACUCGAACUCCAAUAUUGAAGGCAACGAAAACGUUAAAAGUGGCUCCAACUCCACCACUCCUCUUUCUCCUCCUUCUUCUUCUAACUUUGCAUCUUCUUCUUCGAAUGAGAACCCUUCCAUGAGCUCGGUUACCUUGUUACGCAACCAUUCAAUGGAUAAUGAAUCUCCACUUAUCAUAAACAACAAUACCAAUAAAAGUUACGAUAAUACCAGCAAUGAUAAUACCAGCCAGAAUAAUAAUAAUAAUAAUAAAAAGAACGCUAAUAAUAAUAAUGGAGAUAACGAAAGUACUUUACUAAGCAUAGAUGGCAAUGACGCACAUCACAAAUCAGGUAAUCAAGCAUUGUUCAAAACAGGCAACAACUCCUGCGAACAUCUCAAGUCCAUAUUGAAGAAGAAGACUAAAGUCGAGAAGAUGAUCAGUGAUGCAAGUUAUUGUAGACUUCAACACUUGUUGGAAAACAGAGAACAAAAACUGAAGAGUCAACACGAAUCAUCAGUCUCUCCAGUGCUGGAGCCAUCCACUUCAAAUUCGUUAAAUUCAAUUCCUUCAACCUCAACAAUCACUAUGUCGAAUAUGAACUUAUUGAACAAUUCUAGCAACCUCAACUCGAGAUCGAAUUCAACAUUAGCUUCUAGUAAAACCCUUCACUCUAAAAAAAAGUCUUCUCUUAAAAAUUCACAACUACAUAUUCAGCAAAACUCUUCUGAAGUACGUUCAGACUCCAAUACUAAGAAGGAGAAACACAUACACUUCAACAUGAGAGUGGACCAAUGUAUUGCACUUGCGAAACCAAACAAGGGAGGGAACAAUAAAAAAGACGACAAAGAACGCGCUGAUAAUGUUCAAGAUGAUACUAUGGGUUAUGCCAAUUCAUCUGAUGAAUCUGACGACUACCCUGUUUCCAAAAUGGUUUCUUCAUCCUAUAAAGAAGACCAUGAUCAUUAUGCAGAUGAUGAAAGUGACCAUCAAUUCAACUCAAAUGCUGCGAUGGAUGAUUCGGAUUCGGAUUCUGACUCAGAUGAAGGCGGAUUUGUUUUGAGACCCUCUGUCAAUAAACCAAACAUUUCUCAUAACCCUCACGAAAACAAUUAUGAGAGAAAUGGCAAAUUAAGUGGUUCGAGGGAAAACUCUCAAAAUUCCAUUAUUGUAGUGAGUACCAUUGCUCCACUACCUGCGACAACUUUGAAAUUUGGUUCCGACGAUGAGUAUGACAAUGAUGAUUAUGGUAAUGAUGGGACUGCCAGUGAUGGUUCAAAGUACCCACACAAUAAAAUGUACACUGUUUCCCAUAAUACGAAAACCAAUCGUGGUUACGACUACUACUAUGACUACAAUACCGUCUAUAGUAAUACAUCUAACCCAAUGUUCUACUCCGCUAACAACAAUGCAAAUGCUGACGUGGAAAUGUACGAUGUUCCCGAAAGUUGCCAAAUUGAAGAUACAAUGGAUCUUGAUGAUAAUCAGUCACACACAUCUCCAAACAUAGCCGAUUCGCCUUUAAUAAGUCAUAUGGGUUAUUCCUUACCAAAUGUUCACAGUGUCACUGCUUCUCCUUUGAUGUUACCUUCAAGCGUUUCAGAUAACACUAUGGUGGAUGUCCCUGCUUCCUUUAUGAACGAUAUACCACAAUUUGAAGAUGAUAAUAAUAAACAUGACAGUGAUAUCGACAACACCGACACCACCGGUCAAUCUAUGCACAUCGAGAGAAGUGAUAUGGAUGGACCGACUAAUGAUGGCCUUAAGCGGACCCGUAGUAUUGGCUCUUCAAGCUCAAGAAAUGCAUCUUCUCAAUCACUUUCUUCAAUCAAGAUGGGCUUGAGUGGGCUAGACUUGAACACGUCAGGUUUGCGUCGAAGUUCAGCAACAGAUUCAAAACCGCAGUUGUUUCAACUGUCAAACGAUGAAAGCGAAAAGAGCAAUUUGUCAACAGCUGGUAAAAGUGGCAAAUCUUUUAUCAGUAACGAUUCGAGUAAAAAUAAUUCUGCCCGUUCAGAUGGAGGAAGUGGAAGGAACAAAUUUAUGUUUGCGGAAUCUGAAUCUGAGACUGAAGCGGGAACGGAUGACCAAAUGGAUGCAGAAGACAACUAUGAUAAUGGAAAUGAUUAUGAUCAAGAUUACGAUGAAGAUUAUAACGGAUACAGUGAUCACGACGAUGAUGAUCACGAAAUGAUUGACGACCGAUCAAUAGAAAAUGUCAAAAGAUCGCAGACUAACCUAAUUAAUGCCGUGAAAUCGGCAUCCUCAUUUGGUUCGUUGGCGGAAAUCAACAGGAAAUUCGGUGGUAUUGGUGCCACUAGCAAUCCUGCCACAACCAAUUCGAAAGGGAAGCCUAGAACCGCUUUCAGUUUUCAAAACGACAGUGAGAGCGAAAGUGAAUAGACGAGUUAAUUAUGGAAUUGACGAGUCUAGUGUAGUUAUGUGUUUUUUGCGAAUAAAUAAGAAAAAAAAAAGUUAUUUUGUUCAUUUUUUCAAUUAUGUUAACUAUUGAUGUUUAUCUUUUCAAAACAUUCGGAACG